ACCCGCCCCCUCGUUCGCCCACAAAAGGCGUGCGCCGCGCGCACUCGCGCAGGACCGCGGCAUGGACGUCCCCGCUGCGCUGGGCCGGUGCCGGGCUCCCUGGAGGACCAUGCCUGCAGAGGAGCUGGAAAAGCAGUACUCACCCAGCAGAUGGGUCAUCCGGAUGGAAGCAGAGGAAGCCCUUAGGACCUUCGUACAGAUAGGAAGCCAGGCUACCACGAUGGCCAGGGCCACCAGGAGGAGCCGGCUGAAUGUCCCCUAUGGGGAUGGUGAAGGGGAGAAACUGGACAUCUACUUUCCUGACAAGGCAACUGAGGCUUGGCCCCUCUUUGUGUUUUUCCAUGGAGGAUACUGGCAGAAUGGAAG
This is a messenger RNA of Nannospalax galili (Upper Galilee mountains blind mole rat), 366 nucleotides long. Its product is annotated as kynurenine formamidase. The record is from RefSeq and is a predicted model, not a curated record. NCBI's taxonomy places the organism in Eukaryota, Metazoa, Chordata, Mammalia, Rodentia, Spalacidae.